CAGCUGAGCGGCGCCCUCCCUGCCCUCCUCCUACAGAGUGCUGGCCGGUGUACGGCGUCACCACCUGCUUCUCCCUGAGGGCGCCCUGGCUCAACACCUCCAGGCCCGUCGUCAAGGCGCCCAUGGCACCCGACCACAUUGGCACCACCUUCACGCUCUUCACUCGCCUCAACCACACCUUCCCCGCGACGCUGGACCCGGGCAGCCUGAACAGUGUGGUCAACGCGCCCUUCAUCCCUGGCCGACCCUUCACCGUCAUCUCCCACGGGUACCUCUCCUACGGCACCGUCCCCUGGGUUAAGAUGCUGACGGGGGAGCUGCUGCGGGCCAGCGACCAGAACGUUAUAGUGGUGGAGUGGAGCGUCGGGGCCCGGCCGCCCUACACCCAGGCGGUGGCUAACAUCAGGAUGGUGGGAGCCCAGCUCGCCUACCUCAUACACUCCCUCAAUAAAUUUGCCGACGUACCCAUCUCGUCUUUCCACCUGAUCGGCCACAGUUUGGGGUCCCACUUGAGCGGACACACAGGCACCUACCUGAAGGAGAUCUACGGCCUCCAGCUGCCCAGGAUCACGGCCCUGGACCCCGCGGAGCCCUACUUCAACGACACUCACACCAUCACACGGCUCGACCCCUCUGACGCGUCCUUCGUCGACGUUAUCCACACCGACGACUCGCCCAUUCUUGGCUUUCCUCUCAGUGAGUUGUUGAGGUUUGGACUUUCAUAGCGAAGUGUUGUUGUCUUCAUCACGUGCGUGUCCUCAGGCACUCCCUUGAACGUGUCCCUCAGUGCUUACGACCUCGGAGAAUCUUUAAUGAGAUUUGAUCUUUCACCUCGGUGACUUCAAUAGUGUCUGAUGCCUUCCCUUCGGAAUGUUCUCCAGUAACACCUUGCGUUAUCUAGUUUUCCCUUUAGAUUGUUCUUUACCCCAGAACCUCCAUAAGUUUUACCCUCCAUUACCUUGUGCACAUUGUAUUAAGUUAGUAGUUAUUUGCCUUACUUAAGCCUCAUAUUUACCCCCAUCAUUGACUUGAAGAGUUCACCAGUAGUGCUU
Molecule: messenger RNA, 1052 nt
Organism: Procambarus clarkii (red swamp crayfish)
Lineage: Eukaryota; Metazoa; Arthropoda; Malacostraca; Decapoda; Cambaridae
Source: RefSeq, a predicted model, not a curated record